GCUGGAAUGUCAGAAGCCCCGAGACGAGCCCUCCCCAAGGCAGUGCAGUGAGGGGGCAGGGGGCGAGCCGGAGCGCAGCCUAAUCCGCCCUGCCAAGUGCCUCGCUCGCCGCGGCGCAAAGGAGGGGAGCCAUUGCGCAAGGGGGCCUGGCGGGCGCUGCUGGGGGAGUGAUGCACAGGGCGCUGCCUGCAGUCCGCCGCCGCCGCCUCCAGCAGCAGCACUAGGAGGUGCCCCCGGGAGCAGCAGCUCGCCCCCUCCCCGCAAGCCCACCCGGGCACCCGCCCGCCGCACCCCGCUCCAGCCUCACCCCACCCCUCCAUUCCCUCCCUCCGCCAGAUGACCACCGAGAGCGGCCAGCAGCAGCUGGAGCCCCCGGCCCCUCUCCGCUCCUGCAGCCCGGCUCCCGGAGCUCUCCAGUCCGCCUUGAUGAGCCAGCCGCCCCCCUCCGCCCUGGAGACCUCCUCCUCCUCCUCCUCCUCCUCCUCCUCCAGCAAGAACAAGAAGGCGAGCUCGGGGCUGCGGCGGCCCGAGAAGCCCCCUUACUCCUACAUCGCCCUCAUCGUGAUGGCCAUCCAGAGCUCGCCCACCAAGCGGCUGACCCUGAGCGAGAUCUACCAGUUCCUGCAGAGCCGCUUCCCCUUCUUCCGCGGCUCCUACCAGGGCUGGAAGAACUCGGUGCGCCACAACCUCUCGCUCAACGAGUGCUUCAUCAAGCUGCCCAAGGGGCUGGGCCGCCCCGGCAAAGGCCACUACUGGACCAUCGACCCGGCCAGCGAGUUCAUGUUCGAGGAAGGCUCCUUCCGCCGCCGGCCCCGGGGCUUCCGCAGAAAGUGCCAGGCGCUCAAGCCCAUGUACCGCAUGAUGAACAGCAUCGGCUUCAGCGCCUCCAUCCUGCCCCAGGGCUUUGACUUCCAGGCGCCCUCCGCCUCCCUGGCCUGCCACGCCAACGGCUACAACCUAGACAUGAUGGCUAACUCCAUGGCCGGCGGCUACGACGCGCUGAGCGGGGGGCAUCACGCCCCUCACAUGUCCCCCAACCCGGGCUCUACCUACAUGGCCAGCUGCCCGGUGACUUCCAACGGGGACUACGGUCCCGACAGCAGCAGCAGCCCCGUGCCAUCUUCACCCGCCCUGGCUAGUGCAAUUGAAUGCCAUUCCCCCUACACGAGCCCGUCAGCUCACUGGACAGCAUCGGGGGCAUCUCCGUAUAUAAAGCAGCAGGCCCUUCCACCCAGUAACCCAGCCUCCACGGGCAUCCACUCCAGCAUGCCCAGCUACUCUUUGGAGCAAAGCUAUCUGCACCAAAACGCCAGGGAAGACCUGUCAGUGGGAUUGCCUCGCUACCAGCAUCACUCUUCCCCAGUGUGUGACAGGAAAGAUUUUGUUCUCAAUUUUAAUGGCAUUUCUUCUUUUCACCCUUCUGCUAGUGGAUCUUACUAUCAUCACCAUCACCAUCAAAGCGUCUGUCAAGAUAUCAAACCCUGUGUGAUGUGAACUUAGCACUAUCAAAUAAAGACAGUCAGGUGGCUGUUUAACAGAUUUGAGGUAUAGACGGACUCACGCAGAUAAAAUGUAAUGUGCACUCCUGAUAGCAUUGAAUAGUACACAAGUCACUUAGCAAAAUUACAUAAGGCAGCACUGUUUACCAUUUUGUCCCCUGCCACACCUUGAAAGACAGAAAAAGUUGAUGUAAUGCUCCAAAGCUUUUUUGAAAGAUUUUCUUUUGUGGGUGUGUAUGUGCUUGGGAGGGCGGGGGAAGGGUAUCUUUUAUAGGAAGUCUAUCCAAGUUAAUAAUAAAAUGCAUUUCUGUGAUCUCCAUUGUCCUAAAAAUUAGGGUCUGCAAAAGUGCUCAGUUCUAUCUUUUUUUUUUUUUUUUUUUUU
Messenger RNA from Caretta caretta (loggerhead turtle), 1881 nucleotides. The record is from RefSeq and is a predicted model, not a curated record. NCBI's taxonomy places the organism in Eukaryota, Metazoa, Chordata, Testudines, Cheloniidae.